AUGAUGUCCCAAGAAAGCACAUCUCACUCCAAGAGGGCAUUCGGUUUCCCUUGGCUCCAGUUCCUCCACGACUCGUUACUGAUCCUUGUCCACAGCGAGCGCAAAGUCGACCUCAUAGAAAAUAGACUUGACAGACUGGGAGAUCUUGUGGAAAGGCUAGUAGCCUCGCACGCUUCUACGCCCAAUCUCAUAGCCCAAGCGUCACCAUCUACCCAGAACACUUCCGCAAGCACGACGUUGACCGUGCCCACGAAGCCACCUCGGCCGUCUCAAGGACAUAGCGAGAAUCCUCGCCCAGAGAAUUUGAUAGAAAAAGAAACGGUGCUCAAGGGGGAGUCUUCACUUUCUGCGCACUCGUCAUUUGCAGUCAACUUCAUGCACAAUAUUGUUGGUUCGCAACAUGAAGCAAAAAGUAAUUCCGAGUUCAGAAAACUGUUAGACACGGUCUCUCAUAUUGUGCAUGUCUUUAACUCGCAUCCCCUUUCGCCGAGACCAUUGUUUCCUCACGCCAGUGACAGCGUGGAGAUGCCUCCAGUAGCCACUGCUGUGGCUGUCUUACAAAAGGCACAGGAGUCGCAAGACCUAGAGCUUUACUACCUCAGGGCCUUCUUCGCCAACUUCCUCCACCCUCAGUCUCUAUCGGACUUAUGUUUGAAAGUCUACUUCUCCGAGAGCUACUCAAAUGCAGACUUCAUCAUUCUUAAUGCGGCAUUAUACUCUUUCGCAACCUAUAUGGCCACUAAACCUGAGCAACCGAUCGGCCCUACUCACACCGAGUGCAGAACCCUCAUGUUAUCAUCUCGCGCCAACCUAGAGACAGCGCUUUCACGACUCUCCCUCUACACAAAACACAGCUACGAGAUGACAUUAGCCCUAAUCCUAGGCGCCGUCCACGCAAUCGACACCUCCAACAACUCUCUCGCCUACAUCCUAGUAGGCGCCGCCUCCCAAAGCGUACGUUCUCUUGGCUAUCACACUCGAUCCGUAGGCGCGGACACGUCGGCGUGCGCACCGAACAACAAAGGCCUCCUCUUCUGGACGGUUUACUUUCUCGAGAAAUUCUUGUCUCUCCGCAAUGGCCAGUCCUCGUCCAUUCUCGACAGUGAUAUCACGAUCCCAAUCCCCACGGUGACACAAUCAUGCGACCUUUGUCUGGUGGGGUGUUAUCGUCAGAUGGUCAACCUAGCCCGAAUAGCAGGGAAGAUCUAUGAGGAGCUGUAUUGCGCAGGAUCUCUUCUGCUAUCGGCGGAUGUUCGACGGGGCCGAGCGGAUGCUCUGGCACAGGAGCUUCAUAAUCAUUCUCAGGUGGCGUUGAAGGAAAAUACAGCUUGGAUGCAGACCCUAUUCCCCGGCGAGAAAAAAGCCUUUGUCAAAUCGCUCUUCAUGACCGAUGAAGUUCUUCGUCUUUCAAUGAUAACUCUCGUGUAUCGCGCGAUGCCGCCCACAGACGGCUCCUCGACAUUGCACAACGAGUGUAUUCUGUCCGCUCGCGCGGCCUUGGAACAUCAUAUGUCCUUUAUUAAUCAUUUUGGGGCGUUUGACUCGGUGGCUCUGUCUGGUCAUGUUACUUGGUCCAUCCUCUUCGUCCCCUUCGUCCCCUUCAUCGUCCUAUUCUGCCACGCCGUAGAAACCGGCUCCAUAGAAGACGUCGAACUGAUGCAAACAUUCAACGACUCAAUCGAGUCCGCCUGCCCGGAAUCCAAAGCCAUCGCCAAACACCACCACUUGUUCCAGGUCUUCUGUGUCGUGGCUCGUCGGUACUGCGAGCUUAAAGCUGUCUCUUCCUCUUCCGCUUCUGUCUCCGCUUCCGAGCAAGAGCAGGAACAGGGACAAGAACAGAUGCUGCUGAGAAGGGAGGUGGAUGCGAGGCUUGCUGCGUUUGGGGUCCAGCCGAGUUUUUGGGCGGGGGGGUUGGAGUCUAGUCUAGGGGAUGGGGAUGGUCAGGUUGGAAGUGGUGGGGAGGGACGGGGUGAUUUGGAGGGGCUUCCUACUACUGGAAUUGCCGGUGGUGCUGCUCCUGCAUUAGGGGAUGAUGGGUUCAACGUGGGUGGUUGGUUCUCGUUUAGUCAGAAUGUGAUGUCGUUGUUGGAUUGUAAUGAGAUGCCGUUUUGA
Messenger RNA from Aspergillus affinis, 2112 nucleotides. RefSeq names its product fungal specific transcription factor domain-containing protein. NCBI's taxonomy places the organism in Eukaryota, Fungi, Ascomycota, Eurotiomycetes, Eurotiales, Aspergillaceae. The coding region runs from base 1 to 2112 and encodes 703 amino acids. Gene Ontology annotation, biological process: DNA-templated transcription. The transcript is spliced from 7 exons. The record is from RefSeq and is a predicted model, not a curated record. Gene Ontology annotation, molecular function: zinc ion binding; DNA binding.